Cyanistes caeruleus (blue tit) is the source of this 624-nucleotide messenger RNA. Lineage: Eukaryota; Metazoa; Chordata; Aves; Passeriformes; Paridae. The record is from RefSeq and is a predicted model, not a curated record.
CAUGUUGCCAAUCCUGCCCUGUCUCUGUUUUGCUCACUGAUGUGAUUUUUUUGCCUUUCCCAAAGCUGAUUGUGGCCGUGGAACAUGAUGAAAUUCCAAGGCUCAAAGCUCUGUAUGAGAGGGGGCUGCAGAACAACGUCCCGGGGCUGAAACUCAUUGGACCCAAGGAAAUCCAGGAGAAGGAGCCCUUCUGCAGGGGACUGAUGGCCCUUGAUUCUCCCUACACUGGGAUUGUGGAUUACAAACAAGUGGCCCAGUCCUAUGCCAGAGACUUCCAGGAAGCAGGUGGGACAAUCUUGACUGAUUUUGAAGUCACAAACAUGGAGAUGGCCAAAGAAAGUUCUCCAGAAAGUGAAGAUGGACUGAAAUACCCAGUCAUUGUUAGGAGCAAAAAGGGUGAGGAAAUCUCCUGUGGGCACAUUUUGACCUGUGCAGGGCUUCACUCCGACCGCCUGUCCGAAAUCAGCGGCUGCAGCCCCGAGCCCCGGAUUGUCCCGUUCCGGGGGGAUUAUUUGGUGCUAAAACCAGAAAAAUCUUACUUGGUGAAAGGAAAUAUUUAUCCAGUACGUCCCCCCUGGUUUGUCUGUCACAGUGUGCCCUAAGAGCUGCUAAAAAUGCAGGAAA